GAAGAACACGGUUUCAGACGUCAUCGUCGUGCUACGGUUAUCGCCAAGCAAAUAUGUCUGCCUAAGGGAAACUCGCAAGUUACAUAGUGGAUAUUUGCAAUAUACAACUGCAAAAAAUACUGAUUUCAUUAUAUUUCCGACGCGAAACGAGGACACCUACGCCGUCACUGGUACACCCGAUCGCCCUAGUUGGAUUUUUGACAGCAAAACAGAUUUAGAAAAGGAUCGUAAGGAUGAACCCUCAGCAGCGGAUUGCCGCUAUCGGGACGGAUAAGGAGCUGAGUGAUCUGCUGGAUUUCAGCGCGAUGUUUUCUCCACCUGUAAACAGUGGGAAAAACAGGCCAACCACUCUUGGAAGCAGCCAGUUCACCACAUCAGGUAUGGAUGAGAGGACAAGCCAAGCAUCAUGGGCCUCAGGUGGCCAGUCCAGCCCGUCCUAUGAGUCCUCCAGGGGGUUUGGAGGCAGCACUCAUUAUGCUGAUCACUUGAGUGACAGUCGAUUAGUGUCCCAUGAAGGAUUGUCCCCAACACCUUUCAUGAGCUCCAGCAUAAUGGGCAAGUCUGAGAGGCCUCCGUUCUCUGGUUAUGGAAGAGAGCCAGGCGUCUCUGGAUGCCAGUCUAGUCUGAGGUCGGACAUGGGCCUGGCAAGCCCAGGGCCCGUCACCACCUCUGGGAAGUCGCCCACUCCGUUCUACUCUUAUACUGGCACCAAUCCACGAAGACGCUCCCUUCAGGACUCUGCUUCACUGGAUCCUCUGCAAACAAAGAAAAUGCGCAAGCCCCCUCCUGGCCUGCCUACAUCUGUGUAUGCACCAUCUCCCAGCUCAGAUGACUUCAACAGAGACUCUCCAUCUUAUCCGUCCCCCAAACCCCCCAGCAGUAUGUUUGCAAACACUUUCUUCGAUGGGACCCACAAUUCCUCUGACCCGUGGAACUCAUCCAGUGGGAUCAGUCAGCCAGGCUAUGGGGGAAUGCUGGGAGGAUCUUCAUCUCACAUGCCACAGUCUGGAAACUACAGCAACCUGCACUCACACGAGCGCCUGAACUACCCGCCACACUCGGUGUCGCCCACAGACAUCAACGCUAGCCUGCCACCCAUGUCCAGCUUCCACCGCGGCAGUGCCAGCACCUCACCCUUCGUCACCGCAUCUCACACCCCACCAGUCAACACCGCAGAGGGAGUUAUGGCUGCUGCCAACCGAGGGAACGCCACUGGAAGCUCUCAGACUGGAGACGCACUGGGAAAAGCCCUAGCUUCGAUUUAUUCUCCUGACCACACCAGCAGUAGUUUCCCCUCAAACCCCUCCACUCCAGUGGGCUCUCCCUCUCCUCUGACGGCUCAGGCGGGCGCUGGCGCAGCAGGUACAGUGGUGACGGCCAGCGGCCCCACAGGAAGGGCAGGUACAACUCAGUGGCCCCGUGCAACUGGACAAGCACCUUCCUCCCCAAACUACGAGAACUCCCUUCACUCUCUGAAAAAUCGUGUGCACCAGCAGCUUCAUGAGCAUCUGCAGGAUGCCAUGUCCUUCUUAAAGGAUGUCUGCGAGUCUCCGAUGGAGGACCGACUGGACAGGCUGGAUGAUGCAAUCCGUGUCCUGCGGAAUCACGCUGUGGGCUCCACUGCCGCCCUGUCCAGCGACAUCCACAGCCUGUUAGGACAAGCGCACAACGGGCCAAUCUCAGCUAUCGGCACCAAUUUCCCCGCUUCUGGAUUGGUCCCCAACCGAACAGCACAAAUGGGUUCUGUUCACCGCGAAGAGACCGUCAGCCUGAACAACAACCACAGCGGCCUGCAGGCCAACGCCGGUGCCACCUCCAGCUCAGAGCUCAACCACCAGGCAGACACAUUCAGAGGAAUCGCUAGUGCUCUGGCAAGUCAAGUCGCUCCUUCUCUGGACCUGAAGAUUGAGAAUCACGAAAAAGAUGACAUGCAUGAUAACCACUCCUCUGACGACCUCAAAUCAGAAGACGAGAGUGAUAAAAGGGAUAUGAAGCAGAAUCGGGGAAGCACUCGACCAAGCAGUGUCAAUGAAGACGAGGACCUGAAUCCUGAGCAGAAGGCAGAGCGUGAGCGAGAAAGGAGGAUGGCCAACAACGCCCGUGAGAGGCUGCGAGUCCGGGAUAUCAAUGAGGCGUUCAAAGAGCUGGGCCGCAUGUGUCAGCUGCACCUGAAGAGCGAGAAGCCCCAGACCAAACUGCUCAUUCUUCACCAGGCCGUCGCUGUCAUUCUCAGCCUCGAACAGCAAGUCAGAGAGAGGAACCUAAACCCCAAAGCAGCCUGCCUUAAGAGGAGGGAGGAGGAGAAGGUGUCAGGGGUUUCAGGUGACCCCCAGCAAGCCCACCCGCCUGUGCACCCGGGCCUCACAGACGCAUCCAACCCCAUGGGCCAUCUGUGAACAGCCAGAUCAAAUGGAUCCCGAUGGCGUGUGUUAGACAGAGUCGGUGACCUUGCUUUCCACGGGCGGACAGGACUCACAGUUUGUGACACAAAUUUGAAAAGACAGACCACUCGAAGCAAAAUUCCACCGUUAAGCAAUCCUGAGAUAGAAGAAAACUGGCAAGUGCCCAGCUCCCUGUGAAGACAUCCCAUAUCGAUAAGCAACUUUCUGCCCACCAGAGAAAAAACAAAAAAAAUCAAGCAUCAAAGCCCCUCAGCACAUAUCGCUGUCUGCAAAAUCCGUGUGCCGCAGCUGUACAAUCAGAGACUGUCGCCACCCCCUCCACCCUCAACGUGGAACUUGCCUUGUGCCUAAACUGAAUUGACGAAUGCAUUGUAACAGCAGUUUGUUCUUUUCUUGCUUUUUUUUUUUUUUUUUUUUUUUUUUUUCCUAUUUAUUAUGUUACUGAGCUGUAAGUCUAUGUUUAAAGGGAAAGUUCUGACAUUGCUAUGAGAAGCUGGUGGCGUUUCAGUAGAUCUGCAGUUUGUCCGUCACAUCAGAGUGGUGUGCUGUCUGCGGCGGAAGGGCCUCUCCGCUCAGACAUCCACUCGAUCAGAUUAAUAUAUAUUCAGAUCAAAUUCCGUGCCCUUGUGAAAGAAUCGGAUGUGUCUAAAAAGAAAAGGAAAAAAGAAAUAAUAUAUUAUUUAUAUUUAUCAUACAUUCAUUCCACAAAUAACAGCAUGAGAAACCAAAACUACCUAAUUCUUUAUGACGUUUGUUGAUAGUGUAGCUCAGAGUCCUCGUCACAGACAGAAAGUUAUGAGUGAGGCAAAAUGGGAUCAGCCUGUGCGUUUUGACCGGAUUCCCUCUCUCGUGGAGACGAUGGUGGAACGGCAAACUCUGGCUUUACUGAAAGGUCAAAGGUCAAACACAAGCUGACAUGUUUAUACUCAUUAGUGAGCAGUACAGAUACAGAAAGCAGAACGUUACAAAACCCCAGCAUUCCCUGCAUAUUUCUUAGUGUCUUAAACGGGAAAGGGGACGCAGUCUCGUCCUUUUGAUUCCUUUGCCAUAUAGUGUUAAAGGUGAAGCGAUUCAGUUUGUUUGUAUUGAGACGUUACUUUAUUUGGUGGAAGAGCUGUGGUUAUGCCGAGGGCAUCUGUACUGAGGAAUCUCUGUUAUACCGCGAGACGUGGCACUGUUGGAAAAGAGUUGGAUUUCAAACGAAGACCAUUCAUUCACCUGGCCUGAAUUGAAGUUUUGUUUUAUGUUCUUUUGUUUUUCUAAAACCAUUAACAACUUAAAAAAAUAGAGAAAAAAAAAAAGAAGAAGAAAUACUCCAAGUAACCACAUGUUAUAUGUUUAUUUGUAAUUGUAUACAAAGCAACUCUCUAGGCUUCAUAGUAAAGCGUAUAUUUGUCGUGUGAAAAUAGAAGGAUGUUCUAAGCUACUUAGAAUGGCUUUGUCUUUCCCCUCAUGCAUUGAAGUACUUGAUACUUGAUCAGCAGAAUGUGAGCGCAAUGUCUGUUCGAAAAAAGAGAAGCUCUAUGAAUUCAAACGCUGUGAGGCAUCGAAAUCAGCAAAACAGUGGAAAUGAUGAACAAAGCCAGUUUGGAUCAGGAUUUUUCUCUGCCAUUAUUUGUUUUCUUUGUAAAUCUGAAGAGAGCAGCAGUCACCACUUUCAUUUUAUACUUCACGUUUUUCUUUGACCAAAAAUGUUUUUUUUUUCUCUCUCUCUCUUUCUGUUUGUCUUCCAUGCGUUCACACCAUCGAAACAAGACUGCCACAUUCUCAUAUGAACCACUCUCUCGAAUACGAAGAACAAAACUUAAGGAAAGAUUUCAGAAUAUCAGCAUUAUUUUCCUUCUGUGUUUUUUCUCUUUCUUUGCUUUGUGGAGAGUUUCUUCCUUAACAAAAUUAUCGUGAAAUCCACUAGUCUUUGUGGCCUUGUUAUACAUUUCAGUAUUCAAGAGCUUGUAUUUUUGCCGGCUGAAAAUUAAUCGAGGUUAUGAGUCAUCUCUUUGUCUGUUGUUUUGUUUUCCCUGUGUUUUCCCCUUCUUCUUCUUUUUUUCUGUGUUCUGUUUUUCCUCUGUUGGAUAUGUUAGAUUUUGCUGUAUGCCCUGAUGCUUUCCCUCAUAACAAAAAAAUUAUGAAAAGGAUAAAAAAAAAAAACAUUUGGCUUAUUUUUCACUAUAGUUAGUCUUUUAUACAAUAAUAUUGUAAGAACAUUUCUUGAAUUCUGAAUAUUACUCUUUCUAGAUUUUUGAAAUCAAAGGUUUUGAGUAAAAAGUUUCUUACUUUAUUUUACUAUAUUAGAUAGUAAAAAAAAAAAUGUACGGUUAUUUACCAUAACCUGUCCAUUAUUAUAAAAAAGAUUAUGGAUAGCAUCUUAAGAACAUACUGUAAGUAGGAUUGUAGCUCGCAGUCUAGUACGUGUGGGGUAUUGUACGAGCUCGAUGUUCCAGAGGAUGUGCUCUCCAUCUCUGUGUCCAGUCUGCAUUGUUGGUUGAUGAACGAUUUGUACCCAUGUCAAAAUUCAAGGUAUUGUCAAUGCACAUCAGAAAACCAGCAGUAAGAAGUCGAAUUCUUUCUUUUUUUUCUGUCUCUGUAACAGAAAACACAAUAUGUAUAUAACAUUUAUGUAGCAAUAAAUGUGCCAUCUUUUUUAA
Molecule: messenger RNA, 5047 nt
Organism: Cyprinus carpio (common carp)
Lineage: Eukaryota; Metazoa; Chordata; Actinopteri; Cypriniformes; Cyprinidae
Product: transcription factor 12
Biological process (GO): regulation of transcription by RNA polymerase II
Cellular component (GO): transcription regulator complex
Molecular function (GO): DNA-binding transcription factor activity, RNA polymerase II-specific; protein dimerization activity; RNA polymerase II cis-regulatory region sequence-specific DNA binding
Source: RefSeq, a predicted model, not a curated record